AAUAAAUGACCCGAUUUGAUUGGACAUUCGUUUCGCAGUAUAUUUUAAAAUUUCCGAGGGAAGUCGUUUAUCGACAACAGGAUGAAGGGUAAGAAGGCAGACAAGAAGAAGUCAGGUGAUACAAUGUUGUAUCCACACAACUUGGGAUUUUCAGCUUUGGAUUCAAUAAAUGCUAAAGUCAAUGAUGCUUUGGCUGAAUUUGAUAAAGAAAUGGACUGGUUACAUGAACUGUUGUUUGAAUGUAAGAAGACGUUUGCAAAGCCUGAGAUACAGCUGUUACCAAAAACACCUUCACAGAAGAGAGGGAGAAAAGCAAAAAGACCAACUAAAUUUUCAGAUUCUGAAGAAGUAUUUGAGCCAGCUUCAAAAAGACAAAGUCUAAGACUUGACGAUGGCGAGGAAGCUGACAUGGAAGAGAACAGUAUGAGCUCUCCACCAAACAGGUCCUACAGAACCAGAGCUACGUCAAGGACUGCCACCACCGCCAGACCAAAAAGGAACACACGUACCACAAAAAAUGUGCAGAUAAAAACAGAAACAACUAAAGAACCAGUUAUGUCAUUCACAAAACAAAUAGAAUCACAAAUGGCGGAAAACAAAACACCUGUAAAAGAAAAUUUAAUAGAACCUGAAAAUGCAGAUACUAAUCUGACACCUAUUAACAAAGUGAAGAGUGUAACACUGUCGACAGACAAAGUGUGUGAUAUGGAUUCAGAAACUCCCUGCAAAGAUCUUCAGUUUGAUUAUGUGCAGGAGAUGGAAACCCCUAAAGGUCCUCAGAUAGAUAAUGUGCAGGAGACAGAAACACCUCAAUCCUCAAAUGAUAAAGACAUGAUUGUCCAAGACACACCAGAAAUGAUAACUACUUCUCCAUCGACACCUGCUACAGUUGUUAAGUCAGUACUGGCACUUUCUGAUGACAAUACACCUUAUACACCAAACAAUACACAAACCAUUCAGGAGAGUCCUGAAAAAAUAGUCCAGGACAGUUCAGAGUUGCAGGAUAAAAAGCCAAGAAAUAGUGUUAGGAAAUCACUUAAACAUGGUAAAACUUUGAAUUCUUCGUCAAGACUGUCUUCUAUUAAACGUUUGUCUGUGGCUGCUUUACAUGCCGUUGAGACAGCAGCCAAGAAGUCAAUCCGUCAAGAAUCAGUAUCUUCAGAUGAUUUGUCCCAGUCAAAGGCACAGAGUCCAGAGGAAAAACCUGUCCGUACACGUACAAGACUACGAUUGAAGAAGGGUUCACAGAAUACUGAUAGUGUUUCAUCCGACAAAUCAGCAACCUCAUCACAGGGAUCCGUGGCAGAUCUUGAUAAUACGUCAGAAGAUGACAAACCACAACGAAGUACCAGAACAAAAACAAGGAAACCCAAGACAGAAUCUGAGUCAAAAACCAGAACGAAAACACGCAAUAAACAUCAAUCUAGUCAGGAUCAGUCGUCAGCUGACUUAAGUGAUGACGAAGUCAUGUUGAUCAGUGAUUGUGAUUCACCCAAAUCUAAAGAACAUCAAAGACUAAGUGCUAAUACUAUGGAAGAUGAUUGUGCUUUUACUAAUGACAUUAAACCUGUAAGGGCCAGCACAAGAACAAAGCAAAAGAAAAACUCAAGUAAAAAAGACUCUGAAAAUGAGGAUUCUGGUAUCUGUUCUAAAUCACAGUCUGAGACUAGUAUUCCAAGAACACGGUCAAAGAUGAGACCACCUAAAUCAUCGACAAUGUCUUCGGAUGAACAGAGUGAAAAAGAUGAACGAUUUGUCAAACCAGAUAAUCCACCACCAAGAACAAGAACAAAAACUAAAAAGAGAGUGUUAUCAGAUGAUGAAGCAGACAUGUCUAUAUCAAAGAAAAGUUGCCUAGAUCAAACUGAUAUGUCAGAUAUGUCUGUUGGUUUACCUAUCAGCAAUAGUACCUUUAUGUCAGGGAAACAAGAUGAAACAAAACAGUUUACUGACGAUGAAUGUGCCAGCAGUAGUAGUGACUAUGAUUCUCCAGUAUGCCCUAAAGACAAGGCGAUUAGACCUAAGCCAAAUAUCAAAACCUUCCAGCAUAAUCUGAGCUCGAAAGUAGUUCUUUCUAACAAGCCAGGCAUUGUCAAGUCUUUCAUCAAGAGAAACAGUCCUGUUAGAAAAUUAACACCAAAGCAAGCACAUGAGCAAAGAAAGAGAGAUCUGUUUGAGAAAGAGAGAAAAGAACAGGAAAGAUUACAAAGAAGACAAGUUGAGAUGCAUCAGAAGAUAGAAGAACAAAGAAAGAAAAAUGAUGAAAAGAUGAAGAAAGUUGCAGACGCAAGAGAACAGAAAGCAAAGCGAGACCAAGAAAUAAGAGAAAAAUUAAUGAAGAAAUUAGAAGAAAAGAGACAUCUGACUGAAAAACAAAAAGAAGAAAAGGCAAAGGAGGACCAAGAAAAACAACACUUGAGAGUGAAGAAGUUGUAUGAGGCAGAAGAAAGAAGAAAACGAGAGGAAGAUGAACGGCAGCAGAAAAUACAGCAACAGGAGGAAGAAAAUAGAAUGUUGAAGGAGGUGAUGAUAAGGAAGAAAGAUUUUGAGGAACAUGAAAGACAGAAGAAAGUAGCAGAAGAAAAGAGAAAGUAUGAAGAAAGGGUAGCAGCCAUGGCAGCUUUGGAUAAGGAAAGACAGGAAGAAAGGGAAGCAAGAGAGGAUGAAAAGGCAAAGGAACAACAAAAAAUCAGAGAAGAAAGGGAAAAACAAAUGGCUCUAGAGAAGGCUACAAGAGAAAAGCAAGCAUUGGAACAGAAGAAACAAAAAGACCAGCUAUUGAAAGAAAGAAUGGAAAAGAUCAAGGAACUGGAGAAGAAAAGACUUGCAGAGGAAGAAAAACUACGAGCUGACCUAAAAGAAAGGGAUGAAGCAGUGAAACAGAUUAUCAAUAAUCACAACACAAGCUUGAAAAAUACCAAAGAAGAAAUUCUUAGGGCUGCUUACACGAGUGCUAUAGCUGGUCUGAAUACAACACAGACUUAUACUAGUAGUAAACCUCAUAAUCCAGACUCAUAUGAUAUGACUCCAGCUAAAAGUAAAACCUACAAACCCAGUACUUUUGAAACCUAUGACAUAUCAGGGUUGAAAUCUGAUGAUUCAACCGACGAUGAAGAUGCUCCAAAGAAAAGGAUUCCUCCAUGGGCUUCAGGUCCAAAUCUGAAGGCUGCUUUGAUAAACCAACAUUAUCAUCCUCCAGAUUUAGAGAGCAUGUUUGAUGAAAUAUCACCUCCCGAUCUCAAUGAACUUUUUGUCAAGAAGAAGGCCAGAUUUAACAAACGUACAAGCUCAGCACACUGGGACUCACCCAUUAUGCGACCGGGUUCAGUUGUGUUGAAUUGGUAGAGAAAGAAGAUGUGAUUAUAUUAUAUGUGCAGCUGCAAUAAAGUACUGGUCAAUCUGUAACAAUUUGAAAUUUGUUGGUGAUGCUUAGAUAUGAUUGAGGUUUCGUAUAUUCCGCAAAUAAAAGUGACAUCAAAUUAAUAUAGAUUUGGUAUAAGAUGGAACAUUUUGUCAAAUUUUAUAGAGGUAUACUCUUAAAAGAAGAAGAAAAGUGUAAAUUGAAGAAAAUUCAAAUUCCUACAGAAAAUCAUGUGUUAUUUAGCAUGAUAAAAAUAUAAGUUUAUAAGAAUCAUGGAUGUAUCAUUAGUGAAAAUGAAAGGGUGUUUUAUAAAAGAAAUUUGAAAGAUUUUUUGUAUUGCUUGAGGCAACAAUAGUUUGCAUGGAAUUUGAAGUUCAUAGAUGCUACAUUUGCUUGGUGAUUUUUAUUUCGGAAGUGUGAAGAUUUACCCCUCUUAACAAGAAAUUUAUUGUUUUGGGUGUUUAUAAUCUACUUGCUGUCUACAAAAAAAACAAUCUAGUAAGAUUAGCACUCAUAAAUGUUAAAAUUAUAAUAUUUGCAACAACUUGGUACAUCAAGACAUAUAUUAAAUUAAUCAGAAACAUGAUAAUGUUGAAAGUUUUUUUAUUGAUUAAAUUUUUGUAAAGAAUAAAUUAAGAUAUUUACACCAUGGAUUGUUUGAAUAAUUAUCAACAUUAUCUAUUUUAAUUUUAUCAGUUCAAACUUUUCACAAAUACAUUUCAGUUAUUGUGGAUUCAUUAAAUUUUGUUGGAUACCAACUUUCAUUAAAUUUUGUUGGAUACCAACUUUCAUUAAUUUCCUUGGUACAGAGAAAACACAAAUUAAAAUUCAACAAAUUGCAAAUUUUCUUACAGAAUGUAUUCAAACAAAUUGAAUUUCAAGAAAAUGAAUUUUUGCUCUUUCCACAAAAAUUGGUAUAAACAAUAUAAAUGAAUCCACGGUUUAUUUCCAUGUCAUUUUAUAUGUUUCUCCAGCUAUAAUGUAAAUGUCACCUUGUAAAUGUAGUGCUGGUGUGUGUGUGUUCAAAGGUAGCAUGUUGUUUGCUUGAUUUGAAUAAUGUAUGAGGGAAAAAUGGGUGAAGAAUAUGUGUGAAACAAGAAAUAAUAGUUAAUUUGACUAGAACAUGCAUAAAUGACUGAAGACCAAAUAUGUUUUGUUUGUAGAUGUGUGAAUUGCAUGUCCAAUUUCUUUUUGUUUCUUAUUUAUAAAUAAACUCUGCAGAUUGUUAUAAAAGUAAAUAUUUUGGAAGUUUUUUUUAUUAAGUGUGAAUGAGAUUCAUAUUGAUCAGUUUUAUAGAUGUAGAUGGUAUGUACAAACACAUGGCUAAUCAGUGUUGAAUUACUUGUGCCGAUAUUAUAUGUAUGAAAGUUUAGUAGGGACUUCAUGAAAUAGUAAAACGAUAUCUUUAUAUAUCAAAAUGUAAGGUUUUUUUUUUUUUCUAGUUUCAUUGUGCAAUUAAAUUGUAUGUAUAAAACACAACAGCCUUUUAAGAAACUUGAAGGAUGGAGGACUGCAAUUAAAGUUUUCAUUCUACCACCAGAAAUAAAUAAAAGUAUUCAAGAGCUGUUCCAUGAAAACAAACAUGGGACCCAGGGAAGGCAUUUUGAAAUCUUAGCUAAGGGUUAUUGGCAAUUCCAAAGUACAGUGAAAAUGUAAAUUAGCCUCUAAAAAUGGUUACCCCACUUUGAAAGUGCCUUCCAUGUACACUAUGCUGGUAUAUGUCAAUCUGACUUAAGUAAACCAUUUUAAAUAUUCAUGAUAAAUCAAAAAGAGACAAAGUUGAUCUGUUUUUAGAUUUUAAUUUUUUUUUGCAUAUAGAGCCUUGAUUGGACAAUGAAAUGUACUGUGAUAUAACUAACCCUGUAAAAGUGUUUAUUUCUUUAUUUUUUAUUCUUUCUUUCAGUCAUUUGUUAGGAUAAAGUCUUUACCAUUUAUCUUCAAUUAUACUUUUUCUUUUCUAUUUUUUUUGUUUCAUUCUAUUGAUAUAAUUUAUCUCACCGAAUGAUUGAACUGUAUAUUUAUUAUUUAUAAACUAUGUAAGAUAUUAAUUGUGUAUGAUAAUAACACUAUCUUAAUUGCUUUGAUAUUCUAUCUCAAAAAUAAAUAAUUGAAAAUGAA
Mytilus trossulus (common blue mussel) is the source of this 5479-nucleotide messenger RNA. RefSeq names its product inner centromere protein-like. Lineage: Eukaryota; Metazoa; Mollusca; Bivalvia; Mytilida; Mytilidae. The record is from RefSeq and is a predicted model, not a curated record. Bases 82 to 3345 code for a protein of 1087 amino acids. Gene Ontology annotation, cellular component: meiotic spindle midzone; midbody; nucleus. Gene Ontology annotation, biological process: metaphase chromosome alignment; mitotic cytokinesis; meiotic spindle midzone assembly. The transcript is spliced from 19 exons.